GCUAGUCGACCCCAGGGGAAGUUGCAUGUUCUUUCUUGUUCUCCAGAAGAGGGACAUGGCAAAUCAGACAUUAUAGGGGCCUAUCCACCCCCUCUUCUUUGAAGCUACCUCUAUCUGGAAGUGUCCCUCCUCCUCAGAUACUUGCUGAAUGGAAACAGAGCUCUUUUGAAAGAGAAGCCUGAAUAUCUGUAAAAGACAGGGGCUUGUCUGUGUUUUUUUAGAUUUGUUAAGAUGGAGAGGAGUGCUGCGCUGCUCCUGGUUCUUGCUCUGGUCAAUGUUAGUUGUUGUUGUCUGGAUCCUCCCGCUGCCUACAGGUUUACAGGAGCAGUUUGCAGGCUUACCUAUCCCGCCGCUGUUGUUCUGAAUGAGAAAACUACUGAAGUGAUCCAGGCCGCUUUUCAGCAUGCCAAAUAUCCAAGCAUAGAGGGGCAACGAUCAAUAGGCUUUGGGACGGUGAAAUAUGGAUUCCACAACUUAGAGAUCCAUAACCUUUCUAUUGGAAAGAGUGAGUUUGAGCUGAAGGAGAAUGAAGGAAUAGGGAUCUCCAUUUCAAAUGUUUCUGCUGUAUUCAAAGGGACCAUCAACUAUGGAUAUGGCAGCUGGCUACUCGACCUAAAACAGUCAGUGGAUUUUGAAGUUGAGUCGCAAAUCGACCUGGUCAUCAAUCCAAAGCUAUACUGUGGAAAGGGCAAAGUGGCUGCAGACACAUCAGACUGUUACCUCACGUUUCACAAACUGAAGCUGCUCCUGCAGGGAGACAGAGAGCCUGGCUGGCUGAAAAGAAUGUUCACAGAUAUUGUGACUUUCACAGUCAAGUUAGUAGUGAAGUCACAGAUCUGUAAGGAAAUAAACAAUGUGUCUAACAUACUAGCAGACUUCAUACAGGAGCAAGCAGAACAGUUUCUUAGUGAUGGUGACAUUGGUGUGGAUAUCUCUGUGACUUCUUCCCCAAUCAUCAAAUCUGAUUAUAUUGAAUCGUACCAUAAGGGGUUGGUUAUUUACAAUAAUACGAAAUCAGACCUCAGCACCUCUGUGUUUAACCCAUCCCAACUGCCCGAGAACCGCAUGCUGAACUUCUGGAUUUCUGAUGGGCUUCUAGACCCGCUAAUGUCCGCUGCACACCAUGAUGGACGAUUAAUUCGCAAUAUCUCUGGAACAGAACUCACGGAUCUGUUUCAGACAGAGCUGUCUUCAGCCAGGCCUGAAGUGUUGAACAAGUGGCUGUCCUCCGAGGGUACGAUGUUAAAGGCGAGGAGUGUGUCAGUUCCACACUUGUGGACCACCACAGAGGGCACAUCUGUCAGAUCUGUGGCUGGAGUCGAGCUCUUACUGGACAGUCAAGACAUGCCAGCACUUUAUUUUGAGACAGAUGUGACAGUUAUUGUAAAUGCCUCAUAUGCAGAGAAGAAACUAAUUCUGAAGGCCACUGCAGAGCGUAUUUCUAUAACAAAAAUUUCCACAUCAGAAGGACCAACUGAGACGGAGGAGAACUUGAGAAGUUAUCUUCAGGAGGCUGUGGAAAAAAUGGGAAUCCCCAAAGUCAUAUCAUACCUGGAGCCAGAAUUAACUGCUUUGAUGGAUGAACAGGGGCUCAAUCUCUUUGACCUCAUCAAUCCUGAAGUUUUACCUCAGGAUGGGUAUGUGAUAGUCCAGCUGGAUUUUGGUUUUCCACAACAUCUGCUGGUGGAAUUCCUCAAAAGGACCCUGAAUUGACUUGUCAUCUUGUCUCAGUUGACUGGAUUUUGUCUUUCUCAUGCAAAAACACUUGCACACAUACAUCACAUAAACAAAAAUAUGAAUGAUUGUAUUAAAACCGACUUUCUGCCAUUGAAGCUUGUAUGUAAAGAACAUAAAUGCUUUGUGUAGCUGUUCAGUGUUCAAUUUUUUGUAAAUAUGAAAAUGUGAAUCACAAUAAUCUAGUUUUAAAACCUUAAGUAAUAUGAUCUCAUGACCUCCAUAAUGCAAUGUGGAGAUUAUAUUUCCAUUAUUAAACAUUUCCUGGUGCUGUCACACAUAAUUAGGCUAUGUGUUACACAUUUCUGGUUAAACCUGUUUUUCUUCUGAAUGAAAUUGGCUGUUACAGUUUUUUUCUUUACAGUUAGAUUUUUAAACUCAUGAAAACUAAGCAUCAACUCUGUUUUAUGUUGUUCUGUUUUAUUUUUAAUUAAAUUAAACUUAAUUGUAUACAAAGCA
Cyprinus carpio (common carp) is the source of this 2193-nucleotide messenger RNA. RefSeq names its product cholesteryl ester transfer protein, plasma. NCBI's taxonomy places the organism in Eukaryota, Metazoa, Chordata, Actinopteri, Cypriniformes, Cyprinidae. Gene Ontology annotation, cellular component: high-density lipoprotein particle. The record is from RefSeq and is a predicted model, not a curated record. Gene Ontology annotation, biological process: high-density lipoprotein particle remodeling; reverse cholesterol transport; triglyceride metabolic process. Gene Ontology annotation, molecular function: triglyceride binding; phosphatidylcholine binding; cholesterol transfer activity.